Olea europaea var. sylvestris is the source of this 1819-nucleotide messenger RNA. RefSeq lists its product as uncharacterized. Bases 1194 to 1556 code for a protein of 120 amino acids. NCBI's taxonomy places the organism in Eukaryota, Viridiplantae, Streptophyta, Magnoliopsida, Lamiales, Oleaceae. The record is from RefSeq and is a predicted model, not a curated record. The transcript is spliced from 2 exons.
ACCAAUUUAGGAACAAAAUAUGGAAUUCCUCUCAUGAUUCCACCCACAGUAGCCAAAAAUAGAUUAUAUAGCUAAAAAUAGUUUUUUCUUAUUCUAUUUAUUUGUAACCUAUCAAUGUAAAAAUAUAUGCAAUAAAAUGGAAAAAGAUCACAUGGUAUCAAAGCAGCACGUUUUAUAGGGUUCUACCAUUACCACCACCUCCUAGCCAAAGCUUCAAUUUUUCCGACCAUGGAGGACAUCAGAACUGAAGAAAAAUCUGGUGACUCUUGUGGUGAUCCUGACACCCUUCUCAUAGAUAUAAUUACCACAAAAAUGACAGAAUUUUUGACCAAAGCCAAGAUCCCAACUAUGACCCAUGAAACUACAGCCGGCCAGAUUGGUGUCAAGUUGGAUGGUUCCAACUACGCUCUAUGGUCCCAGGUUGUCGAGAUGUACAUCUCCGGCAAAGACAAACUGGGUUAUAUCAAUGGUGAUUUCCCUCAACCCUCUCUAACUCAUCCCUCUUUUCGAAAGUGGGGCACCUAAGAUGCCAUCGUCAAAGGUUGGUUGAUAAACUCCAUGGAUCCAACACUCAUUGUUAAUUUCAUUAGAUUUCCUGCUGCCAAAUCAGUUUGGGAUGCCAUUGCUACUACAUUUUUUUAUUGCAAUGACUCUUCUCAAGUCUAUGACCUUUGACGACAAGUGUCUCGACUGAAACAAGGCAAUGACUCCCUUGAGAAAUACUACUCCGAACUGCAGGGACUUUGGCAAGAAAUUGACUUCCUUUGCCCCAAUCCAAUGAUAUGUGCUACUGACAUCAACAAAUAUAACUCUCUGGUCCAAGAAGAACGAGUAUACAAAUUCUUGGAUGGAAUUGAUGACCAACUGGAUAGUGUAAGAGGCGAUGUUCUCCAGAUGAAACUGUUUCCAACCAUUGAACAAGUAUAUGCACAGGUUCGCCGGGAAGCACUCCGACAGGCUGUCAUGACCACCGACCCUGCCACUAUCUCUAGUGCGGUUCUGGUCACAAAAAGGCUGCAACUGGGUUCUAGUGUUCCUACCUCUACUGGCACAUCAUCUCGAGGUACAGGAAAAUUGACCGUUGGUUCCAAAAUUUGCAGCACUAUUGAAGGGGGAAAAUGUUCUUACUGUGGUAAUAAAAAACACACCCAUGAUAAUUGCUUCAAACUCCAUGGAUACCUCGACUGGUGGCUAUGAAGAAACGACCAGGUGUAGUUGUAAGCACAGGGAUGGCAGCUGUGGUGACAACUGACUCUCCACUAUCUCUAAUUCCCCAAGCUGAAUUGUCAACAGAUGGAGGUCCUGACUCUGACUUAGAUUUUACUCAAAAACCCCCACCACGACGCACUAGUGUUGCAAAUGCAAAUGGGACUCUUUCUCCAGUCACAGGGUUUGGUUCUGUGACUUUGUCUCCCUCUCUUCAAUUAUCUAAUGCAUUAGUUGUGCUAUCACUUAGCCAUAAAUUAUUAUCUGUUAGUCAAGCUACUAAAGAAUUAAAUUGUGCGAUGCUAAUUUACCCUACUUUUUGCCUUCUUCAGGAUAUUUUCACGAGGUAGAUAAUUGGGUGUGGUACUAGAAGAGGGGGAUUAUACUAUUUGGAAGAUUUCAGCGUGGGAAGUACACAUCUUGUUCGGGGUGAUGCUCGAGAACGACAGAUUUGGCUCUGGCAUCGUUGUUUGGGACAUCCAUCAUUUGGUUAUUUGAAACAUUUAUUGCCUGAUUUGUUUUUGAAUAUGGAUAUUCUAGUUUAAAAUGCGGUACUUGCAUUGUUGCUAAAAGUCAUCGCAACUCAUAUCCUUUGAGCAUGAAUAAAAGUAGU